This is a messenger RNA of Scheffersomyces coipomensis, 4065 nucleotides long. Its product is annotated as coatomer subunit alpha. Bases 260 to 3868 code for a protein of 1202 amino acids. The transcript has a single exon. Gene Ontology annotation, biological process: retrograde vesicle-mediated transport, Golgi to endoplasmic reticulum; intra-Golgi vesicle-mediated transport; endoplasmic reticulum to Golgi vesicle-mediated transport. Gene Ontology annotation, molecular function: structural molecule activity; protein binding. The record is from RefSeq and is a predicted model, not a curated record. Gene Ontology annotation, cellular component: COPI vesicle coat. NCBI's taxonomy places the organism in Eukaryota, Fungi, Ascomycota, Pichiomycetes, Serinales, Debaryomycetaceae.
UUAUUGUAGUUCCAACCAAAAUGUGGUAAAAUCGCGGUAUGGAUUUUUCUGUAGUGAGAUGUUUUGAUGUUUUUUACUGUUGUUUUGUUUAGCGUGUCCUACUCACCAUUUUUGAAAAAAGAAAAACAAAUUGACCACCGAAUCGAAAAAUCUCAAAUCAACGAGUCGUUGUUGAUUCAUAUAGUAUAGUUUUCCAUUCUACAUCAAAACACAAUUAACAUCCAUUCAUUGACUUGUCAAUUCAUAUCACACGGCCAAGAUGAAGAUGUUAACUAAAUUUGAGUCAAAGUCCUCCAGGGCCAAGGGUGUUGCAUUCCAUCCUAAGAGACCUUGGGUGUUGGCUUCAUUACAUUCAUCCACCAUUCAAUUGUGGGAUUAUCGUAUGGGAACUUUAAUUGAUCGUUUUGAAGAUCAUGUGGGUCCUGUCAGAUGUGUUGAUUUCCAUCCCACCCAACCUUUAUUCGUUUCUGGUGGUGAUGAUUACUCAAUUAAAGUGUGGUCUUUAAACACUAGAAAAUGUAUUUUCACUUUAAAUGGCCAUUUGGAUUAUAUUAGAGGUGUCUCUUUCCAUCGUGAUUUACCCUGGAUUAUCUCAUGUUCCGAUGAUCAGACCAUCAGAAUUUGGAAUUGGCAAAAUCGUCAAGAAAUUGCUUGUUUAACUGGUCAUAAUCAUUAUGUUAUGUCUGCUUCAUUCCAUCCAACUGAAGAUUUAAUUGUUUCGGCUUCAUUAGAUCAAACCGUUAGAGUUUGGGAUAUUUCAGGCUUGAGAAAAAAACAUUCAGCUCCAACUUCUUCUAUCAGAUCAUUUGAAGAUCAAUUACAAAGACAACAAUUACCUCAACAAGAUAUAUUUGGUAACGUUAAUGCUAUUGUUAAAUACGUGUUAGAAGGUCACGAUAAAGGGGUCAACUACGCUUCAUUCCAUCCAACCUUACCUUUAAUUGUUUCUGCUGGUGAAGAUAGAGUUGUUAAAUUAUGGAGAAUGAGUGAUACUAAAGCCUGGGAAGUUGAUACUUGUAGAGGUCAUACUGCCAAUGUUUUAUGUGCUGUUUUCCAUCCUCAUCAAGAUUUGAUUCUUUCUGUAUCAGACGAUAAGACCAUUAGAGUUUGGGAUUUGAAUAAAAGAGUUCCAAUUAAACAAUUUAGAAGAGAACAAGACAGAUUUUGGUUAAUUGCUUCUCAUCCAAAUAUUAAUUUAUUCGCUGCUUGUCAUGAUGGUGGGGUUAUGGUUUUCAAAUUAGAUAGAGAAAGACCAGCUUCAACUAUUUUCGCUAAUAGAUUAUUCUAUGUUAACGCUGAAAAACAAAUCCAAUCAUAUGAUUUCCAAAGAAAUGAACCUUCUUUACCAAUGUUAUCAUUAAAGAAAAUAGGUAAAACUUGGUCCUUCAUGAGAACCAUCUCUUAUAAUCAAAGUGAUAAUUCUAUCUUAGUUACAUAUGGUGAAGGUGAUACUUCUAGUUAUGCCUUAAUUACAUUACCAAAACAUAUCACUGGGGCUAUUGAACCAACUGAUGUUAGACAAGGUGAAGGUAAUUUUGCUACCUUUAUUUCUCGUAAUAGAUUUGUCACAUUCAUUAAAGCUACCAAGACUUUGAAUGUUAAAGAUUUAAGUAAUAACGUUACCAAGAGUAUUCAAUUAGAUAAUUCUAUUACUGAUGUUUUAUAUGGUGGUCCAGGUCGUGUCUUAUUAGUUAAGAGUCAUGCCGUUAUUAAUUACGACGUUCAACAAAGAAAAGAAUUAUCUGAAAUUGCAGCUAAUAAUGUGAAAUACGUUGCUUGGUCAAAUGAUGGUCAGAACUUGGCUUUAUUAUCAAAGCACACCAUCACUCUUGCUAAUAAAGAUCUUGAAUUGAUAACCUCUAUGCAUGAAACUAUCAGAAUUAAGAGUGCUGCUUGGGAUGACUCAGGAGUUUUAUUAUACUCAACCUUAAAUCAUAUUAAAUAUACUUUAUUAAAUGGUGAUAAUGGUAUAAUUAAAACUUUGGAAAAUACCUUAUAUAUCACUAAAGUCAAUCAAAAACAAGUUUACUGUUUGAACAGAAGUGGUGAAAUUGAAGUUCUUACUAUUGAUCCAACUGAAUAUAGAUUCAAGAAAUCAUUAGUUAAUAAGAAUUUCAAUGAAGUAUUAAGAAUCAUUAAGAAUUCAAACUUAGUGGGUCAAAAUAUCAUUGCAUACUUACAAAAGAAAGGAUAUCCUGAAGUUGCCUUGCAAUUCGUUCAAGAUCCAGAAACCAGAUUCGAAUUAGCUUUGGAAUGUAGCAAUUUACAAGUUGCCUUAGAACAAGCUAAGAUCUUAAAUAAUAAUACCAUCUGGGAAAAAUUAGGAGAAGAAGCUUUAACUCAAGGUAAUUUAGAAAUAGUUGAAUUAGUUUAUCAACAACUACAUUUAUUUGAAAAAUUAUCUUUCCUUUAUGUAUACAAGGGUGACAAGGAAAGAUUAGCUAAAAUGACCGUGGUUGCUGAACAUCGUGGUGAUGUAUCUUCAUUAAUUCAAAACACUUUAUACAAUAAUGAUAUUAAAAAGAGAAUCCAAGUCUUUAUUCAAGCAGGUUCUUUACCAUUUGCUUACUUAUUAGCCAAAUCGAAUGGAUUAACAGAAUUAGCUGAACAAAUCUUACAAGAAGCUGAUGUUGAAGAAAGUGAAAUCCAAUUACCUGCAUUAGGUGAUUCAGUUUCUAUACCUAAAGUUAAAGAAAGUCCAAUUAGUGAAUGGCCAUUAAAAGAAUCUUCAUUAACUUUCUUCGAAUCUGCAUUACUUACUGGUCACGUUGAAAAUGUCCCCGUUAAGGAUGCUGAAGAAGAUACUACAGCUUUUGUUGAUGCUGCUAAUGUUGAGUUUGAAGACGACGAUCUAUUAGAAGAUGAAGAUGGUGGUGCUUGGGAUUUGGAUGAAGAAUUAGAUAUUGGUGAAGAUGAAGAAGCUGUGGUUGAAGAUUUACCAGUGGUUAGUGCUGCUGAUGGUGAAAUUGGUUAUUGGUUAAAGAACGCCAAGACAGCUGCUGGAUAUAUUGCUGCUGGUGCUUUUGAACAAGGUGCGUCAUUAUUGAAUAAACAGUUAGGAGUUGUUGAAUUUGAACCAUUAAGAAAGAGAUUCCAAGAAGUUUAUCUUGCCUCUAAGUUAUAUUUACCUGGUGUUGAUGACUUACCACCAAUGAAAGAUUAUAUCAGAGCUGAUAACGAUGAAGAUCACCCAAAUAGAUUCAAACCUUUAAUACCUGGAUAUGAUAGUUUAGAAGCUGAAUUACAAAAAGGGUUCAAAUUCUUCAAGGAUAAUAAUUUAGAAAGUGCCAUUGAUACUUUCAGAAAUAUAAUUUAUACUAUUGCUGUGAUUACAGUUGACGAUGAAGAACAAGAAAUUAAAUGUAAGGAAAUCUUGACUUUAAGUCGUGAAUAUAUCCUUGGUUUAUCAAUUGAAUUAGAACGUCGUGCUUUACCAGCUACUAAUAUUAAACGUAACUUGGAAUUAGCUGCUUAUUUCACCAGAGUUCAACUUCAAAGUGCUCAUAAACUUAAUGCCUUACAAGUUGCUAUGAGUCAAUCAUUUAAGAAUAAGAAUUAUGCUAGUGCAUCAUAUUUUGCUGGUGAAUUCUUAAAGAUAACAUCAACCACAGCUAGAGCAGAACAAGCCCAAAAGAUCAAAGCCAGAUCUGAUACCAUUGCCAGUGAUGCUAUAGAUAUUGAUUUUGAUCCAUAUGCUGAAUUUGAAAUCUGUGCUGCAACUCAUACUCCAAUAUAUAAAGGUGAUGAAUAUGUUACUGAAGCCUUAGUUGAUGCCAAAUAUAAACCACAAGAAAAGGGUACUAUAUGUCAAAUCACCCAAAUCACAGCUGUUGGAGCCCAAGCUUCAGGUUUACGUAUCAGAGGUUAAUGAUCCCCCCCGCAUAGACUCAAUAACAUUGGGAACUACUUCCCCACAUGAAUGUUCUUUAUUCUUUUUGAAUCUUUCUUCUCUUUUUUUGUUUCCUAUUAUUUUUUCUUGAUUUAUAUUUUAUAUAUAUACAUAUUUCUUCUUUGAAAAUUGGAGUAAGUAAUCAAAAAUGCUUUUAAUAUAGUUUUUAUGUACCA